AUGGCAAGAGCCAAUGCACAGUUUGAUACUGAAGAUGAUGAUGAUGAUAGAAAUGAUUUGCGUUAUUUUCAUAUUCCUUAUGUUGCAAAUUAUGGCAAACAAUUUUUUUCUAAUUUUCUAAACUCACCAUUGUUACCAAUAGAACAAACUAUUAAGCCGUUGGUGCAACUAAUUGAUGAUAUUGAGACAAAGCUUUAUAUCAUUAAGCAACAAUUGCAUGCUGAUAGUACCAGGGAUUUGACGCUAGAUGAGUUAGGAGCCAUUCAUCUCUACACUUUGGAAGAAUCACCACACACCAAAUGCAUUUAUUAUCUUCUUAACCAAGCAAUUCGUCGUGGACUGCCGGAAGAACUUCAACUAUGGUAUCCAUACUUAAAUUUAUUAUUAACAGCUCUUGACAAACUACGAUCGAUAGACCGACAUUGUACAGUUUAUCUUGGUGUACGUUCAUGUGACUUAUCCGAUGAGUAUAAAGAGGAUGGUAUAUAUACAUGGUGGAAUUUCAGUUCAUGUUUACCAUCAUUGGAUCAAAUGAAAUUGCCGAGGUUUCUAGGUGCGGGUGGUGUGCGUACUGUCUUUAAAAUUGAUUGCUAUAGUAGCAAACGACUUCCAUGGUCGGAUGAUGACGAAGUUAUAUUGAUGCCAGGAUUUCAUUUUCAAGUUGUUGGAAAAUUACGCUCAUUAGAUGGUCUAAAUACAACUUAUAUUCGAGAAAAACCACCAUCUUCUGUUGAACUCAUGUCAUCUGUACGAAUUGUUAAGGCAGUAGAAGCAGCACCUCGAAAGUCGCCAUCAGUAGCAGCACUUGACAUAGAGCAACAAGAAAAACCAUCAAGAAAACGACGACCGGGUUUCAAGAAAACUGCACAUCGAAUAAUAAAAAUGUCGCAGGUAUUAAAUGGAUGCUCGGAUCAUGUUCUUCAAUUAUCUGGUAAGAAGUUGUCUUUUGACGAGUUAAAACAUACGCUAAACGAACGAUUAAUACAAGAAAUAACAAUACUAAAUUUAUCUAAAACACAUUUAACAAAAGAAAAAGCAAAGGUUGUUGCUGAAAUCUUACGGAAGAAUGUCAUUCUUACUGAACUUAAUUUAAGCUAUAACCCAUUAGGUAAUGUUGGUUGUUUGCGAAUCGCUCAAGCACUGCGUGACAAUAAACAUUUGUUAAAAUUGAAUUUAUACAACACAAAACUGUCGUGUGAUGCUGGCCAAUAUCUAGCUGAAAUGCUAUCAUUAAAUCAUCAUCUACAUUCUCUACAUUUGGGUGUUAAUUCGCUUAGUAAUGUAGGAGUCAAAGAUUUGCUCAGUGGCAAUAUACAAUUGCAUUACUUGAACUUAUCUUGUAAUAGAAUUGACCAAGACGGGUGCCAACAUUUAGCUGAUUUCUUAGAGAACAAUCAAACACUUAUAGAUUUAGAUUUCGGUGGAAAUCCAAUUGGUGAUAAAGGAAUUCAGAUACUUUAUAAUAGUUUAAUGAGUAAUAAAACAUUAACCGAUUUACGUGUAUGGCAUUGCCAAAUCAGUAAUCCUGAAACAAUAUGUAAUUUAAUAAAGUCAAAUUCGAGACUAGUACAAUUAGAUUUGGAAGGAAAUCAAAUAACUGACGAGCACGCGAGCGCUUUAUUAAUGGCAACGAAAAAUAACACAACAUUAAAGAAACUGAAUCUUUCUCACAAUAAAAUUUCCGAUAAACUUAAAAAAACAUUGCAACAACUGGCAACACCUCAUUUAUCUGUAAUUAUCGGAUAA
Messenger RNA from Rotaria socialis, 1746 nucleotides. The record is from the annotation of a GenBank genome assembly. Lineage: Eukaryota; Metazoa; Rotifera; Eurotatoria; Philodinida; Philodinidae.